UAACCUCAUAACCUCUAAUACGUCAAAAACAAAAAUUGAAAAAUUAAUACAUCUAAUAAAUGUUAUAAUAUUUAAAUCAUAUUUAAAAAUAGUGCUUUUAUGAAGUCGACAUUAUAUUUGGGAUUGUAAUUACGUGUUUACAGUAAUCAAAUGCGUAGAAAUGGUUAUUCAAAAUACCGCUUGUAGAAGACCAAAGGAAAUGAAAACAUAAAAGUCACAAGUUGUAUAUUAAAUAAAUCAUGACCAACAAAAGUGGAAGGUUUGGACCAUUGAUAGGAGCAGUGGAUGAAGGUACUACCUCUUGUAGAUUCCUAGUGUUUGCAGCAAAAACAGCAGAAAUUCUAACUUUUCACAAAGUUUCAAUUCCUUUUAAUAAACCUCAGAAAGGUUGGGUUGAACAAGAUCCAAAUAUUAUUUUGCAGAGUGUUAUACAAACAAUCAAUGUAGGGUGUGAUAAUCUAUUAAAAUUGGACAUUAAUCCAGCUGAUGUUGUUGCUCUUGGUCUGACAAAUCAACGAGAAACUACCAUUGUCUGGGAUCCGUUUACUGGAAAGCCACUCUAUAAUGCUAUUGUUUGGUGUGAUAUGAGAACAACCGAGACAGUAGAUGAAAUUCUACUCAAAGGAAAAAGAAAUAAAAAUUUUUUAAAAGAAGCUUGUGGUUUGCCAGUUGGAACUUAUUUUAGUGCUGUGAAAUUACGAUGGCUCAUAGACAAUGUACCGGUAGUUAAACAAGCUAUAGUUGAAAAUAGAUGUCUUUUUGGGACUGUAGAUACUUGGCUUAUUUGGAAUUUGACUGGGGGUGUCAAAGGUGGAUUGCAUUUAACAGAUGUAACUAAUGCAUCAAGAACAAUGCUGAUGAAUUUAAAAACGUUAGCAUGGGAUGAGCAACUGUGCAAAAUUUUUAAAAUUCCAAUGCACAUUUUGCCAGAGAUCAGAAGUUGCUCUGAAAUUUACGGGUAUCUUACUGAGAGCUUUUUGAAGGGAGUACCCAUUUCUGGGUGUAUAGGCGAUCAACAAGCAGCAUUAGUAGGACACAUGUGCUUUCAAAAAGAACAGAUAAAAUGUACUUAUGGAUUAGGUAGUUUUUUACUUUGUAACACAGGAAACGCGAUUAUUAAUUCUGAGCACGGUCUUCUAUCCACAGUAGCUUAUCAGUUAGGGAAAAGUAAACAACCAGUUUUUGCCCUCGAGGGUUCUGUCGCAGUAGCAGGGGCUGCGAUGAAAUGGUUGAUAGACGAUCUCAAUAUAGUUGACAGUGUAUCUGAUUUGGCGACCAUUGCUAAGAAUGUUAACUGCAAAGGAGAAUUAUAUUUUGUGCCUGCAUUUGGUGGACUUUAUAGUCCACAUUGGAAUAAGGAGGCCAAGAGUAUAAUAUGUGGUCUAACCGAUGAGUCCAAACCAGGACACAUAAUUAAAGCUUUAUUAGAAGCUGUGGCAUUUCAAAUACGAGAUAUUUUAGAAGCUCUAAAACUAGAUUAUAACAUUCAGCUGUCAAAACUUCUGGUCGAUGGUGGAAUGGCAGCAAACGACUUUUUCAUGCAAAUUCAGUCAGAUAUUUGCGGAGUGACGAUUGUUAGGCCGUCAGUAAAUGAAAUAACUUGUUUGGGUGCUGCCAUAGUUGCAGGGAUUGCAGAAGGAAUAGAAGUUUGGGAUUUAAAUUACAUGUCUUCAGUACCCAAUGACGUAUUUUAUCCAUGUAUUUCGGAAAAUGAAAGAGACGUUAAAUAUAAUCGUUGGAAAUUGGCAAUUGAAAAGAGUUUGGAUUGGAAUCGUCAAUACGAAGGUUACUCAGGUCGAAGUAGGCACAGCCAAAUACUUAAGUCUUUACCCGGAAGCCUCUUUAUUAUGAGUUCCUUUAUUAUGCUAGUAGUUGCAGAAUUUUUAAGUAAAUCUUGAUCAAUCGUUUUUCUUUACAUUACAACAGCAAAAGUACAGAUUGAAUUUUUUUUUAUUUAACAUUUUGCUUUAGAAGUUUAUUAAACGAAAUGUAGUUAUUAUUUUGUUAUCUAUUUGUAAAGUUCCAUGCUUAUAAUAUUAAUUACGUCCCUGUUGUUAAUAUUGUUGUUACAAUUUCAGUGGAUAGAUAUCCCAAAAUAAAUGUCGUGUUACGCCA
Molecule: messenger RNA, 2115 nt
Organism: Agrilus planipennis (emerald ash borer)
Lineage: Eukaryota; Metazoa; Arthropoda; Insecta; Coleoptera; Buprestidae
Product: glycerol kinase-like
Exons: 12
Coding region: 240-1898 (552 amino acids)
Biological process (GO): glycerol metabolic process; triglyceride metabolic process; glycerol-3-phosphate biosynthetic process
Cellular component (GO): mitochondrion
Molecular function (GO): glycerol kinase activity
Source: RefSeq, a predicted model, not a curated record